AUCUCACUGCUUUAGAGGAUUGUAUCAUCAGAAACAUUAUUCAUUCUUCAUUUGGUGAGUGUAGUCGUACCACUAAUAGUAUCUAAUAAAAUGAGUGACUCCGAACACGGCAGAACAAAGCGAAAGCAUCCCGGAAUUUUGAAACUGGAUCCUCUAAGAACCAGGAGGUUAUCUGGCUCGUCAACUGGAUUUGAACCGUCAACCAUAGUUGAAGAUGUGCUCUCCCCAUCAUCUACCGUAUCACCUCAAUUGUCAGUAACGUGGGCUUUUCAACUUAAUAGUAAUAAUGAUUGCGAUGAAACAGAUGCGCGUAUUGAAAUUAGUGACGAUAGAACGUUUGAGGACAAUAAUUUAGGUAUCAUGAAAACAACUGACAGCAACACAUCGAGAACAAAUAGCAAUUCUGAGAUGCAACAGUUGGAUGACGAGGAUUAUUCCGCAAGCAUAGAUGCAAUUUUUAAAAGAAAAGCUAGUGUUAAAAAGAAACGAGGAUCGCGCGGACAUCGGCGUACUUCAAGUCUAGUUAAUCCAAUCAUGGGAUCCGUUAGAGCAGAAAGAAGGCGUUCGAGUGCGUAUACGACUAGCUCAGGAGAAACUGCCGUAACUCUCGAGGAAGCAAAAGACGAUUCCACACAAGAUAAAAUAUUCGAAAACAUUCGCCUUCAUAAGGAAGUUCUACAAUCCGUUAAACUAGAACCCUGGAGCAUGAAACGCAAGCUAAAGUUAGUGAAGCAGGCAAAAAGUUACGUUUCUAAACAUGAAGGGGCCCUACAGGAACAUUUCACCUCAAGGACUGCAAAGAGUUUGCUUACACAAUUCCACAUUUUUUUAGCCACGAAAUGGCGGCAGAUAUUACGUGAAAUCACUAACCUUUCUACGUACCUGGUCCCAUGGGAAUCCAGGAUAAAGGAAAUAGAAUCUCAUUUUGGUUCUGUUGUAGCUUCAUAUUUCACGUUCCUCAGAUGGUUGUUUUGGGUGAAUAUAGUAAUAUCACUUCUGCUGGUAGUGUUCGUAAUGGUACCAGAAGAAAUUUAUGUUGAUUCUGAAAAAGUGAAAUGUGACAUGAGGAAAACCAUGUCGCGGCAAGAGCAAGAAAUAUCGUCAAAUUUCAGUACAAUAUGGGAGUUUGAAGGCAGAUUGAAGUAUUCUGCAUUAUUUUAUGGUUAUUAUUCUACGUUUUCUGGGGCAAUUGCAUGGGGCUACAAUUUACCUUUGGCGUAUUUUUUGACUGGAUUGGUAGUUUACAUAUACAGUUUCGUAGCAACACUUAAAAAGAUGGCGAAAAAUUCACGAAUGUCAAAACUGUCGUCAAAAGAUGAUGAUUAUGUAUUUUCGUGGAAGUUGUUUACUGGUUGGGAUUAUAUGAUUGGACAUACAGAGACAUCACAAAAUCGAAUGGCUUCUAUAAUUUUGGGAUUCAAGGAAGCCCUACUCGAAGAGGCUGAGAAGAAAAAGGAUACGAGAAAUUGGCGAAUUAUUUUAUUGCGGUUAGCGGUGAACUUUGUUAUUGUUGCUCUACUGGCAGUAUCCGCAUUCGCCGUAGUACAUGUAGUAAAACGAUCCAUGGACAUUAAAGAAACAGACUCGUGGUGGACGCGAAACGAAAUAACUGUCGUUAUGUCGUUAAUAACAUUCUUCUUUCCAAUGUUUUUCGAGGCACUAGGGUUACUUGAGUAUUAUCAUCCCCGAAAACAGUUGCGAAUACAAUUAGCUAGAAUCAUGGUAUUGAAUCUGCUAAAUCUUUAUUCGUUAAUAUUUGCACUAUUCGAUAAGAUUAAUCAUAUGACGGAAGAACUGCGAAAAAUGAAACCUAACUUUUCUUAUGAUAGCCAAUGUUUCAUUUCAAAUAUGAACUACUCUGAUGUAUCAAGUGUAAUUCUUGAUAAACCGUCAUUCCAGCCACUUUUUCAAACAUCGAUAUCAGAUUUAACUAGCAAUUGUUAUAGAAUUGUCGUGGAUUGUGCCAAACAUAGCACAUUAAGUACUGCGGUGGUAACAACUAUGUUCUUAUCAAACUACACAUCAGUGCCGGUCAUGCCAGAGUUUGUCGUUCCAACUUCGAUUUAUGUUAACGUAGAUGAAACAACGCUCUCGUAUAGUUCUAGCGAACUAUCUUUAACUACCGACUACAGAACGUCAACUAUCUAUCCUGCGUUGGAAGCGACACAGACAGAAAUAGUCGAUGAAUAUGACUUCAACUAUGACGAAGAAGAUGCGGCCUAUUAUCUGGAGCAACGCAUGCGUAACUUGCCGAAUGAUCAAUUUGAUGGAAUUCCUAUAAAUAAGAGGGAAGUUAACAACACUUUCGACUACCUUAAUGAUACAACUACUAAUGCCAUAGAAACGAACUCAGUAGCUAAAUUAGUUGAAACUACUUUGUAUGAUACUGAAUAUGAUUUAGAAACAUCAUUUGAUGAAAAACAACCAUACAUAUCCGAGAAAUAUGAUGAGUUGCUUGGUUUAUACAACAAUUCUGGGGAUGAUAUUGUAGAAAAUUCAAAAUGCUUUCAAUGGAUCUGUCACAACGAGACGAAAUCUUCAACUGAGUUUGUCUUGUUUUAUAGUGAAGACGAAUCUACAGAAGCAUCAACAAUGCCACAUACCAUUCAUUCAAUUACUGAUAAACCAACUCACUCCUGGCAACCAUCUAAUAUGGAUAAAGCUCAUUCGAGUGCUCAUGAAGAGAGAAAAUUUAAGAAUGCCGAUAUACGUACUUUAUGCUGGGAAACUAUGUUUGGACAAGAGUUAGCUAAAUUAACUAUAAUGGAUCUGAUUGUGACAAUACUUUCUACAAUGAUUCUCGAUUUUCUACGAGCCUUAUUCGUACGUUACAUGAAUAAUUGCUGGUGUUGGGAUUUGGAAAAAACAUACCCUCAGUAUGGCGAUUUCAAGAUUGCAGAAAACAUUCUUCACCUAGUGAACAAUCAAGGAAUGGUUUGGAUGGGGAUGUUUUUCUCACCAGGUCUGGCAGUGCUAAACAUAUUUAAACUAGUCAUAAUAAUGUAUCUUCGCUCAUGGACUGUUCUUACCUGUAACGUUCCUCAUGAGGUGGUCUUUCGAGCUUCUCGAUCCAAUAAUUUCUAUUUUGCAUUACUGCUCACAAUGCUGUUCUUGUGUGUUCUCCCAGUAAGCUACGCGAUAGUAUUCUUAGAACCAUCCUGGCACUGUGGACCGUUCUCACAAUCCAACCGAAUUUAUCACCUACUCACCAACGCAACCGACAAAAUUGUUCCGGAUAUCAUCACAAACUAUAUUGUUUCUCCGGCUGCAGUUAUUCCAUUACUGGUUCUUCUUAUAUUAAUUAUUUACUACCUUAUUUCACUGACUGGGUCGCUUAGAGAAGCAAAUCAAGAUUUAAAAAUACAGUUAAGGAAAGAACGUACAGAAGAAAGACGUAAAAUGUUCAAAAUAGCUACUAAACAACAUUGUCAACAAAAUGAGAGUGUCAAUGGAUUAUCAAGCUCUUGGCAUAAAGUACUAAACUCGGCACAAUUAAAUACUUACUCCCAAGUGAAUGAAUUCAAAACAUGCGAAAACAGUGACAACAAGCAUCGUGAGUUGCUGCAAAAAAUGAUGAAGAAAGCAUUGCGCAAAGAGCAGAAUCAGGAAACCGAAGACGUGAUACAAACUGUUUGUGAUGAUAAUACUUUGACCAUGUUAAAAUCUAAUUCUGUUUCGAAUACAUCUAACACCAAAAAGAAAAAUUUAGAAUGUGCCAGUGGCAAAAAAUAUAAUUCUGGAAAAAGUAAUCAUAUUGAUAACAAAUCUAAUACAUCUACCUGGGUAGAUAACAUUCCUGUCAUCACAAUAAGCAAAACAUCAAGUGAUGAAUGUAUAAUUGACUCUGAUGUUGAAGAUCCCCAUGAUACUAAUGUGGUAUCAUAGAUGAAAGUAAACUAUAUUUUGUGCAUUCUUCUGAACAAAUCAACGUAAGGCUAGAUAUAACUAACAGAUUUAUUUUGCAACAACUGCUAUCAAGAAAUUUAAUAACGAAAUUUAAUAAAAAUAGUAUUCGCAUAAAUAAAUUUUUGCAGUGGGAAAUUUUUUUAAAACUUGCUACUAAAUAUAAGGACUGUUUUGAAAUCUACUAGUCAUGAGAUAAGUUAGCUUUUACUAUAUCACUAGUGUUCUCAACGGAUUCGAGACUCAGUUUUACAAACUUAAACACGAAAUGUAGAGGAUAAUUUUUUUCGUUAUAUUUCGAAUAUCAUAGAUGUUUAUCGAUGUUGUGUGGUUAUCGAGAAUGGAUACGCGUGUAAUCGCGUUAACUCAAAUAAAAUAUUUUCAGC
This is a messenger RNA of Topomyia yanbarensis, 4289 nucleotides long. RefSeq names its product transmembrane channel-like protein. Bases 91 to 3885 code for a protein of 1264 amino acids. Gene Ontology annotation, molecular function: mechanosensitive monoatomic ion channel activity. Gene Ontology annotation, cellular component: plasma membrane. The transcript has 12 exons. The record is from RefSeq and is a predicted model, not a curated record. Lineage: Eukaryota; Metazoa; Arthropoda; Insecta; Diptera; Culicidae.